This is a messenger RNA of Medicago truncatula (barrel medic), 1778 nucleotides long. Its product is annotated as cyanogenic beta-glucosidase. Lineage: Eukaryota; Viridiplantae; Streptophyta; Magnoliopsida; Fabales; Fabaceae. Gene Ontology annotation, molecular function: beta-glucosidase activity. The coding region runs from base 51 to 1625 and encodes 524 amino acids. The transcript is spliced from 9 exons. The record is from RefSeq and is a predicted model, not a curated record. Gene Ontology annotation, biological process: carbohydrate metabolic process.
CGCUUGCAUUGUUUACCUAACCCACAAAAGCAAUUAUAAAAUAAGCACUUAUGACAUUAAACAUGAGAUAUCUCCUAUUUUCUCUCUUGUUAUCCUUAGUUUCAACAUUCAUCAUUACAGAAGGUAAAGAAAUAAUUAACACUGCACCAUUGCAAAUAGGUUCAUUAAAUAGAAAUGAUUUCCCAGAAGGCUUUAUAUUUGGCACAGCAUCUUCUGCAUAUCAAUAUGAAGGUGCAGCAAGUGAAGGUGGAAGAGGAGCAAGUAUAUGGGAUACAUUCACUCAUAGAUAUCCUCAAAAAAUCACUGAUGGAAACAAUGGAGACGUUGCGGUUGACUCGUAUCAUCGAUAUAAGGAAGAUGUUGGUAUCAUGAAGGAUAUGAACUUGGAUGCAUACAGAUUUUCCAUAUCUUGGUCUAGAAUACUCCCAAAAGGAAAACUAAGUGGAGGAAUUAAUCAAGAAGGAAUUGACUAUUACAAUAAUCUCAUUGAUGAAUUGGUGACAAAUGGUUUACAACCAUUUGUAACUCUUUUUCAUUGGGAUCUUCCUCAAACUCUAGAAGAUGAAUAUGGCGGCUUCUUAAGUCCUCUCAUCAUAAAAGAUUUUCAAGACUAUGCGGAACUUUGCUUUAAAACAUUUGGAGAUAGAGUAAAACAUUGGAUAACUUUGAAUGAGCCAUGGAGUUACAGUCAAAAUGGAUAUGCAAAUGGCGCAAUGGCACCAGGUCGAUGUUCUUCUUGGUUUAAUCCAAAUUGCACCGGUGGAGAUUCUGGAACCGAACCUUAUUUAGUUGCACAUUAUCAACUUCUAGCUCAUGCAGCAGCUGUUAAUGUGUACAAGACUAAAUAUCAAGUCUCUCAAAAGGGUGUGAUAGGUAUAACAUUGAUCAUUAACUGGUCUGUGCCGUUCUCAGAUAACAAACAAAAUAAAAAUGCUGCUGAACGAAAUACAGACUUUCAAUUUGGAUGGUUUAUGGAUCCCUUGGUCAAUGGAGAUUAUCCAAAAACCAUGAGAGCCUUGGUUAGAUCAAGGUUACCAAAGUUUACAAAAGAGCAAUCUAAGCAAGUCAGUGGUUCAUUUGAUUUUAUUGGCAUAAAUUACUACUCUUCAUGCUAUGUUUCUGAUGCACCUCAAUUAAGCAAUGCAAAUUCUAGCUACCUAACAGAUUCUCUGAUUAGUUUUUCAUUCGCACGAGAUGGAAAACCAAUUGGUCUAAAUGUUGCUUCAGAAUGGUUGUAUGUUUAUCCAAGAGGAAUUCGAGACUUUUUGAUAUACGCUAAAGAAAAAUACAACAAUCCUUUAAUUUAUAUUACUGAAAACGGUAUAAAUGAGUACGACGACCCGUCAUUAUCAGUUGAGGAAUCUCUUUUAGAUAUUUAUAGAAUCGAUUAUCAUUACCGUCAUCUCUUUUAUCUUAGAGAGGCAAUAAUAGCUGGUGUAAAUGUAAAGGGAUACUUUGCAUGGUCUCUGUUGGAUAAUUUUGAAUGGCAUAGGGGUUAUACUGUGAGAUUUGGAAUGACUUUUAUAGAUUACAAAGAUGGUUUGAAAAGAUAUCAAAAGCUUUCAGGAUUGUGGUUCAAGAAUUUUCUCACGUUAGACACCAGAAUUUAUAGAGAAUCGAUCUAACAUUGCUUCAAAAUUCCUUAUAAACACCAUAGUUGUUGUUGUAAACACAAUAAUUUCAUUUAAUUAUUUCAUUGUUUAAUUAUAAGAAGAAUACUAUUUGUAAUUGUAUGUAAAUAUAUUAUUAUAAUUGAUCUUUUUUGAUGAUUCUUGUAA